Messenger RNA from Alternaria alternata, 1528 nucleotides. RefSeq lists its product as hypothetical. The record is from RefSeq and is a predicted model, not a curated record. The transcript has a single exon. NCBI's taxonomy places the organism in Eukaryota, Fungi, Ascomycota, Dothideomycetes, Pleosporales, Pleosporaceae. Bases 484 to 1452 code for a protein of 322 amino acids.
CGAAGACAUGCAGCUAUGGCGCCACCAAUCCUGGCAUUCAGGCGUGACAUCUGCACAGGGCCAACAAAAGCGCGCUUGCACCUGGACACAAUUGCCAGGCCAAUCAGCGCUCGAACCUAAGCCGGGGAAUUCAUUCCGUCCCCCUAUGGUGAACAAGAUCAUCGCUAUGGGCGACACCUCCAGAAUGCGCCACAAAUCCUAGAAGCCCAUCUAAAGCUCAUCAAGUGCCGUGAGCGAAGACGUCUAAAAGAUCCCAUGGAAGAUGUAGUCGGUCCUGGAAUGCGAACUUCGCCUUCAUCCUCUUCCUCUGAUCGCCUUCAGCAGCAGAUAUUAGUCUGCCAAACGCGACAUUCCUCAAUCACUUAGUUCUCAGUGCGGAUUCUUUCUCUACCUUCCGCUGAUGGGGCAUACCUAGCCGCCGAUCCCCUCGACGUUGUUCUAACAAGCACAUGCGCGAACACAACGCGGUCUUCGCGUUCAGCCAUGGCAAAAGAGGAGGACGUGGGCGUGGUCGGAGGGGUAAAUGCAUCGUUCCCAAUCCUCAUGACGAUGGUCGCAUUCUUAUCCAUCGCGCUGUACAACGUCAUCGAACUUACCUUUCUCGUCUUCGCCAUCUUCAAAAAGCGUAGCGGGCUAUACUUCUGGAGUUUUGUCGUGGCCACUUGGGGUAUCGCACCUCAUGCUGUUGGAUUCAUCCUGAAGUUCUUCCAGGUCACCACACUAGACCUGCUAUCGAGCGCGAUAGUGGGCAUAGGCUGGGGAUGUAUGGUGAUAGGGCAAUCUGUCGUUCUCUAUUCGCGUCUGCAUCUCGUUAUCCGAGAUCGGUCUCAGACACGUUGGGUAAAAUAUAUGAUCAUCUUCAACGCUAUCGUCCUCGGGAUUCCGCUUCUGGUUCUAGCGAUGGGUACAAACUCUCAGCAAUCGGCUCGUUUCCUGCCAGGGUUUUUAGUAUACGACAAGGUCCAGAUCGUGGUGAUCUGCGUCCAAGAGUUGAUAAUAUCCAUCAUCUACAUCUACGAAACGGUACGUUUGCUGGGGCACGACACUGAUAGCAACGGCCGCGGACCUCUACAAAAGCUACUCAGACACCUCAUCUUCGUCAACAUUGUAGUCCUGAUCCUCGACAUCACCCUCCUUGCUGUCCAGUUCUCCGGUCACUACGAGAUUCAAACAACGUACAAGACGGCUGUAUACAGCGUCAAGCUCAAGAUUGAAUUCUCUGUCCUUAAUCGGCUUGUCAGCAUAGUGGAGCACAAACACAAUGGUGGAAAUCCCGGUAUCAAAACCCUCUCUUUGGGUCCAUGGACUCAGAGCAGGAAGACGCGCUUGAGCACCAAAUUUGAUGGCCCUGGCGCCUUUUCCAAGAUCGAAGAGACUAGCUCGUCAGAUAACAGGGGGAAGGACUCAUUCGUGGGACAUCUAGAAUACAUCUCCGCCAGGGAGGGGCGUUGAAGGCGAGUGUACCGGACAAACAAAUGUUUAGGAAAGAACUUGCUAUCCUCUUCGUAGCUAAUACAUUCAUUCCACG